Molecule: messenger RNA, 5668 nt
Organism: Colossoma macropomum (tambaqui)
Lineage: Eukaryota; Metazoa; Chordata; Actinopteri; Characiformes; Serrasalmidae
Gene: magixb
Product: membrane-associated guanylate kinase, WW and PDZ domain-containing protein 3
Exons: 18
Coding region: 31-4305 (1424 amino acids)
Biological process (GO): signal transduction
Cellular component (GO): cytoplasm
Molecular function (GO): protein binding
Source: RefSeq, a predicted model, not a curated record
GGAGGGACGGGGAACUGAAGUUCGUUGGCCAUGUCUAAGGUGGCUGUGAAGAAGCUGCACUGGCGCUCCAAAGUGCAGGAGACAUUUGUGCCCCUAGUGGGCAGCUCUGGAGAACUGGGUGUGGCCAUAGGGGGCGGGGCCGAUUAUGGCGAGUUCCCAUUCGUCACCUCUGCCCCAGGAGGUGGGAUCACAGUCGGCGAUGUAAUCUUGGAGAUUGGCGGGACCCCUGUUUUGGGGAUGACUUUAGGUGACGUUCGUGGAGUGCUCAACUCCUGCCCCCAUCCCAUUCGCAUCAAGACCGUCUCACCAGGCUCAACGCUGUGUAAGGAUCUGAGGUUGUACCUGAGUAAAUGUUUUACGCCUGGAUCCAUGGACAGUCAACUUCAGCAGGUCAUACGAGAAAAUCUCUACCUGCGUGCUGUUCCCUGUACGACCAGACAGCCUCGAGAUGGGGAGAUCACAGGAGUGGAUUAUAACUUUGUGUCUGUCGAGGAGUUCUUCUCUCUAGAGGAAUCAGGAGCUCUUUUGGAGAGUGGCAAGUUUAAAGGGAACUAUUAUGGAACCCCUCGGCCAGUCCACAUCGGUCCAGAGAGCCCCCCAAUCACCUACCAGGAGCACCGCAACCUGCUGAGGAAGUUUCGUACACGCAGCAAGUCCCUCAGUAACCUGGAGAAAGCAGCUGAGGAGGGCUACAACAGUGAGGAAGAUUCCGGUCUCUCAGACAUUGUGACCCCUGGUUCUUAUCGCCGCCACUGUAAAGACAUCCAAGUCGGUGGCUCGGGAGGUGCUAGCAGUGUCCCCGCCCCCACAUUAUCCCCCAGCCAAUCACGUGACUCCAGUGGAGGGGACGGUAGUGCCUUGGAGAAUGGUGGUGGACCUGGCAGAGGGAGACGGGGGGCGGGGCUGGAAACCUGGGAGAUGACCUACAGUGACUCAGGGGAACCAUACUUUACAGAUCAUCAGCCCAAGCCAGCCUCCUGGCAUAGCCGCCGCACAUCAAGCAGAGAGACGGUUUGCAUGACUGAAUUGGGAGAGUUUACAGAUCAGCCAGAAGAGUUGAGGGGUUACUCACUCCACACUCGGAUUUGUAAGGGUCCUCGUGGCUUCGGCUUCAACAUUGUAGGGGGCAGCCGACCCAGAGAAUUCCUACAGGUCUACAGCAUCACACCCGGAGGACCCCCCACUCUCAACCCAGCGGAUAUCCUCGUGUACAUCAAUGACUGUUGUGUGCUGGGCACGUCUCAUAAGGAAGUGGUAGAGUUGCUUAAGGCUGUUCCUGUGGGCCAGAGUGUGGAUGUGGUGGUCCAAAGGGGCUACCCCAUGCUCUACAACCCUGACGGCUGCCCCAAACAGCGCCGUCCUGGGCUUCUGGAUGCCCGAGAACCUGCUUUAAAACCUCCACCUCCACCUCCACCCACCACUACCCAGCCGCAGCCCCAGGCCCUACUCCCAACACUAGCACAGCUCAACCUCAACGGGAUGACAUCAAGUGCUGAGGGGAGGUACGCUCGAGCCCUCGCAGGAAGGGCGUCCAGGUUGAGUCUGGAUGCCAACGGCAAUGCUUCGCAUUUUUCUCCUCCUCCAAGAACUCCACCUUAUUAUGCAUACUCCAAUGGGAGUGAGAGUGGCUUCCUGAGGCCACCUCGUUCUGCAAGAGGGAUCAGGCGGCUGCAGAGUGCAGACCUGGCCAGCCAAAGCGACAGCGAGGUGGUGUCAGCUAUAGGAUCACACAGGGCCUCCCUCAUCCGAAACCACAACAACAACUCCCUCUGCCCUCCAUCGCCUGUGCGCUUUUACUCCACCAAGUCCUCUGAAAGUGACCUCUCUUCCUAUGCCCCGACACCACCCACCUCUCGAUCACCCCUCCGUUACACAGAGACCGGUUCUGCACCCAGCUCUUCUUCCCCGGAUGGAGGGCGCAGAUACUCGCAGCUUCGAAAGCCCCAGCGCUCCCUGCUCACCCCUCCCACCAGCGCCCACUCAGACGGACCAUACUUCACCUUCAACAGUGGCGCCAGUGUCAGCAGUGGCAGCCCCGGCAGCAGCAUCCCCUCACCAGGGGCGACAAGUGGUGGCAGUGGGGUCAGGCCCGGAGGCAGAGAGCUGGUGCCAGUCGCCCUGGCCAAGUGUGAGGAGGGCAGAGGGAUGGGGUUCAGCGUGAUGGCUGGCGGGCAUGGAGGGAGAUUGACAAUGGUGAAGAGAGUGUGGGACCGGCAGCAGUGUCACGGCCUUCAGCCUGGAGACAUCAUAAUGAAGAUCAACGGAGCCGACGUGCAAAGCCUUAGCUUCACUCAGGUUCAGCGAAUUCUGCAGGAACACACAAGUAUAGGAGAGGUCAUUCUGCUGGUUCAGAGAGGAGGCUCUUCACAUUCUCCAAUUUCUCCAAACUCUAUGCAUCAACACAGCUCCACACCACCACGCCCUGCUUCUGCCUCGCAAGUCCCUCUCGCCAACAGUCCACCUGUGCCACGGAACGCCAUGACCCCACCUCCUCAAACACUGGUGCGCUCCUCGCUAGUCCAGAGCACCAGCUUCUUAGACUCAGUACCUGUCACACUGACGCUGGAGCCACGUGAUUGGAUGAGCUCUGAGGAUGGUGGGACUGCACUCAGCCCCAGAGUGAGGAUAGAGGAGAAGGUUCGGCCUCCUGCACUGCAGGGAUUCGAGGUGGAGCUCAAGAGGAGGCCAGGAGAAGGAUUCGGAUUUGUUAUUGCGUCACAGGAUGUGGAGAAUGGGAGAGCGGUGUCUCUGCUGCCCCAUCGUUUUGUGACGGUACGUCGGGGCAGUCCUGCUGCGCGGAGCGGGCAGAUCCGUCCAGGGGACCGGCUGGAGGCUGUGGAGGGACGCAGUGUGGUCACCCUGCCCCACAGGGAGCUGGCACAGAUACUGCGCCGAGCCGGAAACACACUCCGCCUCACCAUCGUCCCACGCUCCAGUGCCCAUUCCUCCGAGAACUCAGACUAUGAUACCAGUUACAGAAGCCGAAAGUCUCACAGGUUUAAACAGAAGCAGGACACUUCGCGGUACUACAGUGUGGAUCUGGAGAGAGGGCCCACUGGUUUUGGCUUCAGUCUGAGAGGGGGGAGUGAGUAUAACAUGGGCCUUUAUGUUCUGGGCCUGAUGGAGGGAGGACCAGCCUCACGCAGCCGCAAGAUACAGGUGAGCGACCAGUUAGUGGAGAUCAAUGGGCACAGCACAGCAGGAAUGACCCACAGUCAGGCCGUGGAGCAGAUCAGGACCGCUGGCCAAAGGAUCCAUCUUGUCCUGAAGAAGGGCAACGGAUACGUUCCUGACUAUGGCCGUGAUCACAGAGCAGCCGUCUCCCCCCUGCCCCCAGCCCUGCAGCCGCGUCUGGCUGCAGUGAGCCGCCGCCACCUGGACACCACACCCAGCCCUCCAAAAGCAGGCAGGAGCCAGAAUCGGAGAGGGAGGACAGAACAGCAGGGGUGGGGGACGGACCAGGGAGGGGAGCUGAGCCCUGACAGCCCAGAGGGCAGGGGUAGAAGGUCAAAGGACAGGAGGAGGAGCCAAGACUCGCACAGCUUAUCCAGAAACAGGCAGAGAGGGGACAGUAAGGAAGAGGAGGAGGAUGGGCCAGUGGAGAGAGGAAAAGCGAGGAGGCGACAGGAGAGGGAGAGGAGGAGCAAAAGCGAAGAGAGGCGGAGAAAGCUGGAGAGAGAGAGAGAGAGUGAGGUUGGAAGAGAAGAGAAGUGGCAAAAAGAGAACCAUAAUCUACCCAUCCCUAAGCAGAGAUCGCCAAGUCAAAGCUGGGAGGAGGAGAGAGAGUGGGGAGAAAAGGAGGACAGGACGUUUUUUAGAGAAAAAGUAAAAGAGAGACACAGCGAGACAGAGAGCGAGAGAGACAGCAGUCGAGAGCUGGAGGGUGAAUCGGACAGUGACAGAGAGCAAGUGAUGGCGAGCGAGGCGGGGGGAGAGAGAGUGUGGAAACGCGAAGUGGACACUCAGCAAUCCAGUCUCAGCACCUUCAGCGACAGCAGAUCCUCACAGGGGUCCCUAGGAGCCUACGAAUCCCAGAAGGCUCCUUUCUCCUUCCUCAUGUCCCCUGAGCCAGAAUACACAGAUUCCGAAUCUGAAGUGAGUGUUUCCGAAGCUAGUGUUUCAGCCUCCAGUAUCUCUGGCCUCUCUCUCUACUUGAAUGAGGGCUACAGUUCAGGGGCCACGAGUCCCUUACUGCCAGGCCCCUGGCUCAAACCCAGCACGCAAAUGAUCAGCAGAGUGGUGGAGAGAAACAGACUGAUGGGGAGAGGACAGGAAAAAGCAAGAAGACAGAAUUCUAUCUCCUGAAGUGCUGUAGGAGGUAACUUUGGUCAUAUAAUGUCAUGUCAUGUAAGGCAUCAACUAAGAGGGGUUCACACUGCGUUUUUCUGAAGGCAGAGAAAACGCAAGGCAGCCAUUUUUUCUUAGGUUUCCACACUGUGUUCUUUUGACUGCCACUUCUGUCUGUUUGUCUUCCUGUUGACAAGCAACAGCAGCAUUGUAACUGUCUGUCAGCUGUGCUAUUAAGCUAUCAUUUCAAUACGUACAGGCAGAAGGUUUCGCUACUAUUAACUAGCAAAUGUGAUGCUGCUAGUAAAAACAUGCUAAACGAAACCAGAAUGCUUUUUGUGUUGUAAUUUCAAUUCGUGCUGGUAAUUCCUUUUUCAUAAGAAUGUCACUGAAGGCCCAGCACAGGAAAAACACUGGUGAUGGAGGCUGCCUGACUGCUUGGAGUUGAACAUUUUUACAACUCAGGGAGCCUGGAGGCAUCCAAUGAGCAAAAUAGCAUGCAAAAUAAAACAGGCACAUUUGAAAACAAAAUAAAAAAAAAAUAACGCAUACAGUGUGAACCCACCUUCAGGCCUUAUUCGAGCUGGAUUAGUUUUAUCUCUAUAUUGGAUCUAUCCAGACAAACCUUUAGUAUAUAGUAAUAUUAAUUGUGAAAUAUUAAGAUAUUAUUUGUCAUUGAAUAAACAUGUUAUAAACAAUUUCUGCCAGUUUUCCAUUGGUCUUUUCCAUGGCAGCUAUGUCCCACCCCUCAUUCCAGCACUCUGUCUGGGCUAAGUGGUCUCAUGCAUUGCAUUCAGUUGUGAAACAUAAUUAUGUCCUGAUAGGCGCUAAUUGUAAUUGGAAGUCAGGUAGCUAACUUAAAUCAGCCUGCAUAGUCUCUCUCACUUACACUUAUAUACCGAAAAGGAAACACCCCUUUAUUACCAUUUAAAUUAUUGGCAACAAGAUCUAUUAUUUUAAUCAAGUGUUGUAAUUAAUCAUUUCAGAGAGAAUUUCGUAAUUAUUGAAUGUGGUGCCCUUUACCUAACACAAACAUGGCUACGACCUUUCAAGUGAAAUCCCUUUCACAUGAUGUUACACAACCUUCUCUGGUAAAACUAAUCCAGCUCUAAUAGUGCUUUUCUUUGUCCACCUAAGGAUGGCAACAAUCUGAAUGUUUGGAGUGUACAGCCACACUGUGGUCUUGAGCAUAAGCUGAAUAUAGAGCUUAUGCAGUGUUAACAUAUGUUUGAAAGGUGAGAGACAGGAAAACAAUGUCAGCCCUCUCUUCUCUUCUCUUCUCUCUCUCUCUCUCUCUCUCUCUCACCCCAUUCUCAGAUGUGGGUUUGGGGAGAGUUUUGUAAGCUUUCUGUGCCCGUGUUCAUUGUUCGUACUGUGUGCC